This is a messenger RNA of Trichomonas vaginalis G3, 276 nucleotides long. RefSeq lists its product as uncharacterized. The coding region runs from base 1 to 276 and encodes 91 amino acids. The transcript has a single exon. The record is from RefSeq and is a predicted model, not a curated record. Lineage: Eukaryota; Parabasalia; Trichomonadida; Trichomonadidae.
AUGGAAGAGCAGUCGCAAGUAGAAAUUUUAUUAGAAGAGAUGCGCAAAAACAAUGGAAAGAUCGUUGCACAUCCAUACAUGUAUGUCAGUGCUCUUCAUAAUAAAUCUGCUUUUUAUCCAGUUGAUACAGAAGAUACGUUUUUUAAAGAAAAUAACAUAGAGGUAUUAGAUCUUGCAAAUGGAGAUGAACCUGAAGAGUCUAACGAAAAUACAAUGAAAUAUGUCGUUUCUUUGGACGAGGCAGGAAAUUAUCGUCAUGUUAUUGCAAAGAAAUAA